Molecule: messenger RNA, 1164 nt
Organism: Metarhizium acridum CQMa 102
Lineage: Eukaryota; Fungi; Ascomycota; Sordariomycetes; Hypocreales; Clavicipitaceae
Source: RefSeq, a predicted model, not a curated record
AUGGGCACGAGAGCGAACGCGUCCAGCUCACAGUUUCCGACAUCGCUACGCCCAUCUGAGUUGACUGACGUCUCGGCCCUUGACUCAGACACCGAUAACAACAUUGAGGGCGAAGCCAUGGCUCGUGGGCGAGUCAUCCUGACAAGCACGUCAACCUGGUGCCGAACUUGGGAGAGCAAUAUUGACGAGGGAACUGAAUAUUUUCCAGAGGAUUCUGCAUAUUCUGAUUUAGACGACAGAAGACUAAAAGGCGCCGAAAGACAGCGUGCUGCCCAAAGUAAGGGCGUUCCGCUCGGGACCUGGAUAGACUCCCAGGUUCUCCAAGAUGACAGAAAGCACGCCGUUACGGGAUUCAUAGAUACCGUAGGUCUCCUACAAACUCACGUUCUACCGGAAACAAAACACGGGGAGUCAUUGGCCGAGGAGUAUCCCCUGCCCCCUGGUUCUGGCAGAUGCUGGAUUCGGUUCUCCAAAAUCAAGUUUUCCAAGCAUCUACACGGCUUGGAUCAUUUGCAAAUAAAGGAAUAUAUCCGAAUUCUAAGUGAAUACAGAGAAGCCGAAGGCCGCAUUCCGGGUGAUGAGGAGGCUACCGUGCAAGCGGCCAAGUACCGUCUCUCAAAGGACCCAAAUUGGGUCAAGUCCAAGAAGCGAUAUAUCGAAUAUAGCGAUCCCGAGUGCGAACUUGCACAGGUCCGACCCUUCGAGGCUGCCGCGAUGUAUUGGGGCCGGGCUGGACCACUACCUAUCCAUUCCCUAAACUGCGAGACUAGAGCUCGCGAAAGCCAAUGGCAGGGCGUAGGGUUUACGAAGGAAGCCAAUGUAUUGGCACAUGGCGAAAUCGGACUUGCUCAAAAGCAGGCAGAUGGUCAGAUCAUGGAUCGAGGGCAGGCGGUAGAGGCCGCCGCAGCAACACCUUCCAUCAACCGCCAAAUGGUCUUCCGCGAAUGGAAGGAUAUACAGAGGCUUGACAAGGCAUGUCCUCUGCAGGAAACACCUAGCAGGAGUAAUAGUAUAUAUAGUGCCAAGAUCUAUAACGGCAUCAAGUAUGAGCGCCAGACGACUGGAGCUUUCAUUGGGAAGCUCGUCUCGCAGGGUGUAUUAAUUAACAUUGCUGGUGAGGACUAUUUGGAGCAUCGUGUUCUUGCCAUGCCCGGGUUCUGUUAA